Molecule: messenger RNA, 406 nt
Organism: Paraglomus occultum
Lineage: Eukaryota; Fungi; Glomeromycota; Glomeromycetes; Paraglomerales; Paraglomeraceae
Source: the annotation of a GenBank genome assembly
AUGGCAGACACAGAGACUACUUGGCUUUCGUUUAUCGUUGGCAUUUUGGUGUCCGUAAUCGCUAGUAUAAUGAACGCUGCCGGUCUAAACUUGCUAAACUUGGACCACAUAAAAAACUCUGAACAACCGGCUGAGCGUCAACGCAACGAAUGUGGUCGUCCUUUGUGGCAUGUUGGCUUGUACCUUUACGUCCUCAGUCAGCUGUUUGGAAGCACGAUUGCACUAUACUUUUUGAAAGCACAGUGGGUUGCUCCGCUCGGGUCGGUUGCACUCAUUUUCAACUUUGUAUUCGCACGGGUGCUGGUCGGCACGCGCAUUACAAAGAAGGAUAUCAUUGGCACUCUUGUCGUCAUAGUCAGCGUAGUAUGGAUCGUAGUGUUUGGUGGGCAAGGCUCGGAUGAUUCCA